This is a messenger RNA of Toxotes jaculatrix (banded archerfish), 3639 nucleotides long. RefSeq names its product exostosin glycosyltransferase 2 (gene ext2). Gene Ontology annotation, cellular component: membrane. The coding region runs from base 165 to 2324 and encodes 719 amino acids. The transcript is spliced from 15 exons. Gene Ontology annotation, molecular function: glycosyltransferase activity. Lineage: Eukaryota; Metazoa; Chordata; Actinopteri; Toxotidae. The record is from RefSeq and is a predicted model, not a curated record.
CUGAAAGAUUUCCUGGAGCGCUAGUGUUAGCUUGAAGCUAGGCUAGCAUUAACACUGUGUAUACAAGUGUAGCUUGUUUUCUCACUGUAGCCAUGAAUUAAGACAGAACUGUCGGACCUCGAUCGUAAACUUCUCGUGGCUGGUUGGGCAGAGAGGUGUCAGACAUGUAUGCCUCUGGGAAAUACAGCUCGCGGGGCCCUGCUCUUAUCCCCCGGAUGAAAACCAAGCAUCGCAUAUACUACAUCACCCUCUUCUCUGUGGUGCUGCUUGGAUUAAUUGCCACCGGAAUGUUUCAGUUCUGGCCCCACUCCAUUGAGUCCACAGCUGACUGGACCCUUGAUAAACGCAGUGUCCAUGACGCACCUCUGGUCCGCCUGCCUGUCUCCAGUCCCAUUCCUGAGAGGGGUGACCUCAGCUGUCGCAUGCACACCUGUUUUGAUGUGUACAGAUGUGGUUACAAUCCUAAGAACAGAAUCAAGGUCUACAUCUACCCUCUGCAGCGGUUUGUGGAUGAACUGGGGGUUCCCAUCAGCAGCACUGGACUUUCUCGAGAAUACAAUGACCUGCUCAGUGCCAUCUCCGACAGUGACUUUUACACUGAUGAUGUUACCAGGGCUUGUCUUUUUAUCCCAUCUACUGAUGUACUGAAUCAGAAUUCUCUACGUAUCAGAGAGACUGCCCAGGCUUUGGCAAUGCUACCCAGAUGGGACAAAGGGAUGAAUCACCUGCUUUUCAACAUGUUACCUGGAGGCCCCCCAGACUAUAAUACUGCCUUGGAUGUGCCCAGAGACAGAGCGCUGCUGGCUGGAGGUGGUUUUUCUACAUGGACCUACAGACAAGGCUAUGAUGUCAGCAUCCCAGUUUAUAGCCCACUAUCUGCAGAUGUUGAGCUGCCCGAGAGACAGCCUGGGCCGCGGCGAUACUUUAUUUUGUCCUCUCAAACUGCCAUCCACCGAGAGUACCGUGCUGAACUAGAACGGUUGAAGGAAGAAAAUGGAGAAGCCCUACUCCUCCUGGACAAAUGUAGCAACCUCUCCCAGGGUGCCGCUUCUGCACGCAAACGCUGCUACAAAGGGCAGGUGUAUGACUACCCACAGAUCUUGCAGGAAUCUUCAUUCUGUGUGGUUUUGCGGGGGGCACGUUUGGGUCAGGCAGCCCUCAGUGACGUUCUGCAGGCUGGCUGUGUCCCCGUCAUCCUCGCUGAUUCCUACAUUCUGCCAUUCUCUGAAGUACUUGACUGGAAAAGGGCAUCUGUGGUUAUUCCAGAGGAAAAGCUGUCAGAGAUGUACACCAUCCUGAAGAGUAUUCCUCACAGACAAGUUGAAGAGAUGCAGCGACAGGCACGCUGGUUCUGGGAGGCCUAUUUCAGCUCCAUGAAGGCUAUCGGCUUGACAACGCUCCAGAUCAUCAAUGACCGCAUCUAUCCAUACGCUGCACGCACUUAUGAGCAGUGGAACAAUCCACCUGUAGUGAAGUGGUCCAGUGUGAACAGCCCUCUGUUCUUGCCGCUUAUCCCACCAAGGGCACCUGGGUUCACAGCUGUGGUGCUGACCUACGAUCGAGUUGAGAGUCUUUUCCGGGUCAUCACAGAAAUCUCCAAGGUGCCUAGCUUGGCUAAGCUGCUGGUGGUGUGGAAUAACCAGAACAAGAGUCCUCCUGAGGAGUCUCUUUGGCCAAAAAUCGGUGUUCCUCUCAAGGUUGUGCGAACCAAAGAGAACAAGCUGAGUAACCGCUUCUUCCCCUACGACGAGAUCGAGACUGAAGCUGUGCUAGCAAUCGAUGACGACAUCAUAAUGCUGACGUCCGAUGAGCUACAGUUUGGCUACGAGGUAUGGAGGGAGUUCCCAGACAGACUGGUGGGCUACCCAGGCCGGCUGCACCUCUGGGACCAUGAAAUGGGGAAAUGGAAGUAUGAGUCAGAGUGGACCAAUGAGGUCUCCAUGGUUCUAACUGGAGCCGCUUUCUAUCACAAGUACUUCAACUACUUGUACACAUACAAGAUGCCAGGAGACAUCAAGAACUGGGUGGACGCUCACAUGAACUGUGAAGAUAUUGCCAUGAACUUCCUGGUGGCUAACAUCACUGGCAAAGCCCCCAUAAAGGUGACCCCAAGGAAAAAGUUCAAGUGCCCUGAGUGUACUGCCAUUGAUGGACUGUCCCUGGAUCAGACACACAUGGUGGAGAGAUCUGAGUGCAUCAACAAGUUUGCAUCAGUUUUUGGUACAAUGCCUCUGAAGGUGGUGGAACACCGUGCAGACCCAGUGCUCUAUAAAGAUGACUUCCCAGAGAAGCUUAAGAGCUUCCCCAACAUCGGCAGCCUCUGACCAGCCGGUAACAGAUAUCUGGACCUUGUCACAUCUUCAAAACGUCAGCAUUUGUCACCAUCGUCAUCUUUUGUAUCAGGGCGUCAGUAUUCAGAUUAAAGUGGUACAUGCUCUUGUCAACUCUCAGUCCAAGUGACAUUCACUUUCAUCUUUAAUUUGAACUCAAAACCCAUAAUUGUACAGGAGAAUAUCUUGAAUGAGGACACUAAAAUCUGGGGUUGUUGACGAGAGUGAUUUGUUUAUUCCUUUGAAAGUAAAAAAAUAUUUACCAAAAGUAAUACAUACACUAAUGGUACAGAAGCUGCUUUUGGAGGGUCACCCUGAGGCUGAUGUUUGACAGGCUGACUGAUUUGAGGCUUGUGGUCCCUGGUCCCUCACUGUUACUGUUUUGGAGCUGGAAACCUUGGGCUACUACUACUACUCUGGAAUCAUCGUAUACAGUGUAUAUAUUUGUAUUUUGCAGCAGUGCUGUGUAAUAGUCAUAAUUUAUGAUGCUCCAACAAGGAUUCUCUAUUUUUUUGCUUCUUUUCAAAAGCUGACAUGGACCAGAUUCUUUUAGCUGUACUGUAUGAAAAGUAAUAAAUGUUUAAUUUACAUGAUAUAUUGUAAAUGAUUCAAUUACAUAUCUAUGUAGGCUUUAGCUAAUGGUCACAUGAAUGUGGUUACACACAACACGGUGGCUAACAGAUGAUGUACAGUAAAUGUUUCACACACAUUCUGUUUGAUACAAUCUGAUUGGACUGUUAGAUAAAAAAUAGUACCAUAAAUCUAAUGUUUAGAGUGAGUAACUGCUGAUAUAAAAAAUAAUGAUUAUACUGAGCUACUGGAACAUCUUGAAUUGUAAUUUUAUACUGCCCGAGCAAGCCUUUAGUCAUAUUUAUAUAUAUAUAAGAAAAGCCGUGGUGCUAAUUGAAGCAUCCACUAUAUGGUUACUGCAUAAGCAUAAAAGUAAUUAUAUGUUUGACACGCAUUUCAAGAACUACUGUAUAGUAAAUAAUAGACAACUCCCAGAUCCACAUUUUUCAAAACAGAUACGUAUAAAAUGUUGCUGCAGUCCUUUGUUUUUGUUUUGUUUUACCUCUUGUGUGUGUUUAUAUUUUUGUUCUUUUCGUCGCUAUUUGUCCCACCUCCAGUAUUUAGGCUGAAAGCAGCACAGUCUUCAAGAUGUUAACAUGGCCUUGUGAUGUUUUUAUUCACCUUUUUUUUAAAUUUUCAUUAGGUCAGUGAAAUUGUUUUAAAUUUUUUGACUGAGUUUAUGUAUCUAAAUGUAUAUAUGACUUUGUAAUACAUGAUACAUAAAGACCACACAAAUACA